AUGGGGAAUGCUAUCGCUCAAUCAACAGAAUUGCUAACACAAAUUCGCAUAUCCCGGAGCAACGGCUCCGGGCUACGAGCGCCUAAUCACUUCUCCUGCUAUGCGCUCACGCAUGUCAUACACCUAUUUACAAAUCGUCUAAGAGAAAAAGUACAAUACUAUCCUGCUGUCACAUGCCACGAUUGCGUGCGCCUACUCAGUACUCUGCGUUAUUACAUAAGGCUAAAAUAUCUAUUAAUUCAGAAUGGCCGAGCUAACACGGCCAAAGCUACAUAUGCAUUCAUGGGAGUUGUAAUUUUAUACUUAACUCUUAAACCCAAGUCAAAGAAGUAA
Molecule: messenger RNA, 333 nt
Organism: Arctia plantaginis
Lineage: Eukaryota; Metazoa; Arthropoda; Insecta; Lepidoptera; Erebidae
Source: the annotation of a GenBank genome assembly